Messenger RNA from Apis dorsata (giant honeybee), 1054 nucleotides. RefSeq names its product mitochondrial dicarboxylate carrier (gene Dic1). The record is from RefSeq and is a predicted model, not a curated record. NCBI's taxonomy places the organism in Eukaryota, Metazoa, Arthropoda, Insecta, Hymenoptera, Apidae. Gene Ontology annotation, molecular function: malate transmembrane transporter activity; antiporter activity; thiosulfate transmembrane transporter activity. Gene Ontology annotation, biological process: phosphate ion transmembrane transport; thiosulfate transport; oxaloacetate transport. Bases 160 to 1035 code for a protein of 291 amino acids. The transcript has 8 exons.
UGGUAUAACACGUGGUUAUCAGCUGAUGCGUGCGCGUUCACCAUCUUCCAGUUCUGUUAAACAAUUUUGGACAUUACGUCAGUUAGAGUUUAGAUAUUGCCGGAGGUACUCAAGAAUGAUUUAAAAAUUGUAUUAAUAAUUUUAUAAAACAUAAAAAACAUGACAGAUAAAACACAAAAGUUGUCACGAUGGUACUUUGGUGGACUUUCCUCUGCAGGUGCUGCUUGUGUUACCCAUCCUUUAGAUUUAUUAAAGGUUCAUUUACAAACGCAACAAGAAGGUAAAAUAUCUAUAGUACGAUUAACAACAUCUAUAAUACAAAAACAAGGAAUUUUAGCUUUAUACAAUGGAUUAAGUGCGUCUUUGCUUCGUCAACUUACAUAUUCUACAAUGAGAUUUGGAGCAUAUGAAGUAGGUAAACAAACAUUUGAAACAUCUGGACAACCAUUAUUAUUUUAUCAAAAAUUGUUAUUAGCUGGAUUUUCUGGUGCAGCUGGGGGUGUUUUAGGAACACCAGGAGAUGUAAUUAAUGUGCGCAUGCAAAAUGAUAUAAAACUUUCACCACAAUUAAGACGAAAUAAAUUUUAUUUUAGUUAUAAGCAUGCUCUAGAUGGAGUAAUACGUGUAAUUCAAGAAGAAGGAAUACGUCAAUUAUUUAGUGGAUGCUCCACAGCAACAUUACGAGCUACAUUAAUGACUAUUGGACAAUUGAGCUUUUAUGAUCAAAUUAAAAUUAUAUUAUUAGAAAGUGGUUAUUUCAAAGAUAAUCCAAUUACUCAUAUAAUAUCAAGCAUAUUUGCAGUAAGUAAAUAUUACUUAUAUAUAAUUAUACUAAUAUUAAAGAAAAUUAUUUCAAAAUUUAAGAAUUUAAUGGAUUUAUUUUUGUAUACUGCUAAAAAUGGACCAUUUGCAUUUUUUAAAGGCUAUAUACCUGCUUUUAUCAGAUUAGCACCACAAACUAUUCUUACUUUUGUUUUUUUAGAACAAUUAAGAUCUAAUUUUGGAUUUUAUCCUUCUAAUGUUCCAGAGUCAUAAAAUUCAUUUAAUAUAAAAA